AUGGAAUUGAUACUUUCAAUGGAAAAGAAAGCGAUUAAAUUCUCGUCUUCGGAGAACUUAAUCAAUGCGAUAAAUGCGGAACAGGAAUUCUCGAGAUUUCGCCACCUGUGUUCUAAAAAAUUGGAAUACGAAGUAAAUUUGAUACUACAUGGUGACGAUGAAAAACCACGGUAUCAGAUAGCAGUUCUUGACGACCCGAGAGUCAAUGUAUUAAGUUCCUUUGCUGUCUUCAUCGUCCCAGUUGGCAGAGAUCAUGAUUGGUUUUUCGCUACUGAAAGAGGGCGUUUAUCAUUGCGCAGACAAUGCGGUAAGGAUCGGUUGGCUGUUGUUACACUUUAUCGUGACCAAGUAUAUGAAAAUAUGGAGCAGGUUAAGGAUGAAUUGGGUCCAUAUCGUAAAUCAGUGGUUGAAUUUCUUUCUCUUGGCAAAAUUGAUGUUAAAGAAACUCGUGCCACAGGGUAUUCAGAUGUCAACGGGCCAUGGGCAGUGGAAGAUGUCCGCAUACAAAGUUCGAUAUACCGAAGACUUGUCUUUUUGUCUGCCCAAAAUCUAGUACAGUCUGAAGUUAAGCUGAUCCGAAAUAAAAGAGGUUGCGAAAUUGUGGAUUUACAUACAUUAACCUCGGAAUAUCACGAAGGGAUGCUGGCAGCACUACCCUUCAUGUUACGUCCUGGUGAAAAACUGAAUCAUGCAACCAAAUUACGAUUACUUGUUCUUGGAUUAGGUGGUGGUGUUCUGCCUUCUUUUCUGCACAUCAAAUUCCCAUCAAUGUCUGUCGUAGCUGUGGAAUUAGAUCAGAAGAUGGUAGAAAUUGCAAAACAGUGGUUUUCUUUCAAUAGUGAUCCGCGCUUGACCGUUGUAAUCGGGGAUGCUCUCACAUAUGUUGACGAACUGGCGGAAGAAGAAGAUGAAUCACGCUUAUUUGAUGCUAUAUUCAUUGAUGUAGCUGGAAGCACUCACGAAGAUGGACUGAGUUGUCCAUUACCAUCAUUUGUAACGGAGGAUGCUUUGAAGAAAAUGUAUGCUGCACUUCGCAGAAGAGGAGUACUGGCUUUAAACGUGGUAACUCGAAACGACGAUAUUGCUGACCAAAUCAAAGAUCGUAUUUUAUCGGUCUUUUCCUGUUAUUAUAGCCACAGCAGCGAAGAGGACAUAAAUCAGGGAAGUUCUUUUUUGAUUAGGGAUGCUUGUUAGGAAAGUGAACUUUUUUAGCAACAAGGUAGCAAUGUGGAUUCGAUGGCCAGAUCCUUAUUUCAGUUUUCUAAUCUAAUUUUUAUGAUGCGUGGAAUGAAAUCCAUGGAGUUUUUGUUUGUAAUUAAUUAUCUAUCGCCAAAUUCAAUGUAUCAUAGUUUCCUUCAUAUAUGCCAUAAAAAUGAAUAAAAAUGCUCGUUUCUGUUUGUUUUUUUUUCCACUCCAUACCUAAGAUUCUAAAUUUAUUAUUUUGACGAAAUAAAGUUGG
This is a messenger RNA of Loa loa (African eye worm), 1459 nucleotides long. RefSeq lists its product as hypothetical. The transcript is spliced from 9 exons. Gene Ontology annotation, biological process: polyamine biosynthetic process. The record is from RefSeq and is a predicted model, not a curated record. Lineage: Eukaryota; Metazoa; Nematoda; Chromadorea; Rhabditida; Onchocercidae. The coding region runs from base 1 to 1194 and encodes 397 amino acids.